CUUAGAUGAUAAAUGCGUCUUGACGGAAACCCAUCAUCAUCUUCAGCAUGUCUACAUUUGGUAGUCAUUUCCGUGUAACCACUUAUGGUGAAUCACAUUGUGCUUCGGUAGGAUGUAUCGUCGAUGGAGUUCCUCCAGGAAUGGCAUUGUCCGAAUCGGAUGUACAAUUACAACUUUCACGUAGACGGCCAGGUCAAUCCAACCUAACGACGCCAAGAAACGAAAAGGAUGCGGUUCACAUUCAAGCUGGUGUAGAAAGAGGAAUCACUUUAGGAUCCCCUUUAGCAAUGUUGGUCAAAAACGAAGAUCAAAGACCAAACGAUUACACCGAUGAAACUUUGGAUUUGUAUCCCCGUCCUUCGCAUGCAGAUUAUACCUAUAUCGAAAAGUAUGGACUUAAAAGUAGUUCAGGAGGCGGUCGAAGUUCCGCUCGCGAAACGAUUGGAAGAGUUGCAGCAGGUGCUGUAGCGGAAAAAUACUUGAAAGAAGCUUUUGGUGUGGAAAUCGUUGCAUUUGUUUCAUCAGUUGGUAAGGUGCACAUCCCUCGCUUCCCUGGAGAACAUUUGGCGCCUUCCAAAUCAAUCGAUAAUGCUUCUUCUCAAACGGCAAUUGACAAUACCAUACAAACUAACGGAAUGACGGAUGAAGAAAGUGAAGAACCUCUAAGCGCAGAAUUCCGAUCACUGCUCUCUUCGAUAACCAGAUCUGAAGUGGAUAAGACUGAUAUCAGAUGUCCACAUCCCGAGGCUGCGGAUCGUAUGCGACAGAGAAUUCUUUUGGCAAAAUCAAGAAACGAUUCGAUCGGAGGAACGGUCACAUGUGUCAUUCGUCGUGUGCCAGUUGGUUUAGGAGAACCUUGCUUUGAUAAAUUGGAGGCAAAAUUGGCACAUGCAAUGCUCAGUAUUCCGGCUACGAAAGCUUUUGAAAUCGGAUCAGGCUUCAGAGGAACAGAAGUGGCAGGUUCGAAACAUAAUGAUCUAUUCAUCAAAAAAGAAGAUGGUUCCCUUGGCACUGUAACGAAUUGGAGCGGAGGCAUCCAAGGAGGAAUUAGCAACGGAGAAGAUAUCUAUUUCCGAAUCGGAUUCAAGUCUCCUGCUACCAUCUCUCAAGAUCAACAAACCGUCAGUUAUGAAGGCAAACAAGGUACUUUGGCCACACGUGGAAGACAUGACCCUUGCGUUGUUCCUCGAGCUGUUCCAAUUGUAGAAUCAAUGGCAGCUUUGGCGAUUAUGGAUGCAUUGAUGGCCCAAGAUGCAAGAACAAUGGCUGCCGGUCGCUUAUCGAGCGAGCCUGUUUUAGCAUUGCCUAAUAGUAUGCGCUUGACGAAGAAGCUCAAAGUGAAUCAGACAACAACAUCAUCAUGAAAGGUAAUCCUUAAUUAGUACAUGUCAUCUAGAAUACAUUCAUUCAUUCAUUCGUCAUUUUGCCAAUCGGAGUGAUUUGCCGUCCUUCCCGCCGAUCGACUCAAAGGCCUUGAUAUUCCCGCACCAACUUGAGCAUUCUCUCCAUCGCUUCUUGCCGUUCCAUUACCGGUCGCAGAACCUUGAUUCUUAUUCUUUGACGGUCCUACUGCUUCAUGUCCUUCUUCCCAUUCGCCAACUUCUUCCUCAUCUACUCCAUCCAAUUCGAAAGAUUGACCUCGAAUAGCUUGAUAAUUGCCAUUUGUUUGUGUAAAGUUACUUGGCUUUGAUAAAGGCAAAGUACGAUAUGUGCCAUGACGAAGGUGCAUUGCAUAGGAAUACAAAAUCAUAGCAAAAUAGAUUUUGAUCAUCCAUCCAAAGAUCAACACAAAAGCGCUAA
Molecule: messenger RNA, 1800 nt
Organism: Meira miltonrushii
Lineage: Eukaryota; Fungi; Basidiomycota; Exobasidiomycetes; Exobasidiales; Brachybasidiaceae
Product: putative ARO2-chorismate synthase
Exons: 1
Coding region: 48-1364 (438 amino acids)
Biological process (GO): chorismate biosynthetic process; aromatic amino acid biosynthetic process
Cellular component (GO): cytosol
Molecular function (GO): FMN binding; chorismate synthase activity
Source: RefSeq, a predicted model, not a curated record